CCAGCACCUCCGCCGACGGUUCCGCCGCCCGACGAAAGCAGCACCGACGAGGACGCCGGUGGCUGUCCCAACUACUCGUCGACGUCGACGGCCAGCACCGCCGCCGCCGCCGCGGUCUACAACAACGCCAGGGAGCCUACAAGGGUCUCUACCUUGAAGGUAGGAGCGAAGAAGUAGGAUUAAAACAAUCUCAAUUUUCUUCCUGACCCACUGAAUCUUCUCAAUUCACUCAGGAACUUCUCUAGACUCAUAGCAGGGCUUCUUGAUAAGACUAGCAUCAAAAUGCGACAUUUUGAACUUUAAAUUCAGAUCGGAGCUCAGAAAUUGGCAAAAAAAAAGCAUGUCAAGAAAUUUUUUCAGCUCAUGAACUUAAAACUUCCUUCAUAGACUUUUUUGAACACAUACUUUGAACCUAUCCUUUCUCAGCAAAUCCCCGUUGAAUUUUCAUCGAUGAAGCCCAUUUUGACUUUCCACCGGGAUUGAACCUGCGACCCUUUGAACCAUAGACAAGCUUCUUGCCGACUGCGCUAACCUCUCACUAAAUUUCCAGCGAGAAGACAAGGAGAAGAAGCAACGAGAAAGGAUCGAAAGAGAACGUCGUGAGCUGGAAGAAAGACGUGUCGAGACCCGAAAAACCUCGUCAUCGCCUUCGAUGACGCCACCAGUGACGUCACCCGUCUCACAUCAUCCUUUAGGAGAACGGACCAGCUACGUCGAGGUUUUCAGACAAAAUAAAAUUACCGAUCAAAUUUUGUCAGAUGAACUUUUCCUUGUCAUUUGAUAGUGAAACCGGCAGCUUGUCACAGAGUCGGAAGGAACAGCUAAGUUUCAAGGAAAAGGUCCUGGCACGGAAAAGCUACAGUAUCCUAGGAGGAAUGUCUAGAGGGACUGGAAUUAUAGUCUAUCUAUCAGCAUGAUGGUGGAGUUCAGCUUUAAAAAAGUUUAAAAAAUGGUGUAGCCUCUUGAGAAGCGUAUGAAUGGACUUUGGUCAGUAAAAUCACUUUUUGUUCAAUUUUUCAAGUGAUACUCCGAAAAAAUGAGCCCAAAACCUUGAGAAAGAGAGGAACUUCUUGAAAAGCUUAUGAAUAGACUAUGGUCAGCAAAAUCUUUUUUUGAUGGAAUUUUUCGGUGAAAUUUCGAAAAGAUAAGCCGGAAACCUUGAAAAGCAGCCUAACUUCUUGAGAAGCUUAUGAAUGAACAAUAGUCAGGAAAAUCCUUUUUUAUUGGUAAUUUCGGGUGAUACUUCGAAAAAAUGAGCCGAAAAUCUUGAAAAAGAGACAAACUUCAUGAAAACGCUUAUGAAUGGACUAUGGUCAGAAAAAUCCUUUUUUGUUGGAAUUUUUCGGUCAAACUUCAAAAAAUUAGCCAAAACAUUGAAAAAGAUCGUAGCCUCUUGAGAAGCUUAUGAGUAGACUACGGCCAGAAAAAUCGUUUUUUAUUCGAAUUUUUCGAUGAUACGUCAAAAAAAUGCCUUCAGAACCUUGAAAAGGUGCCUAACCUCUUGAGAAGCUUAUGAAUGGACUAUAGUCAGAAAAAUCCUUCUCUGUUCGGAUUUUUCGAUGAUACGUCACAAAAAUGAGCUCAAAACCUUAAAAGUAUACUUUUCCAGGAGCCACCAUCCACAACAACGACCCUUGAUCGACGGGAUCGGAAGGCCGAAAAAGCUCUAGUCCGAAGAAUCACCAACGAGAUGCAGAUGGCCACCUACGUUCAUAAAAUCGACGUUCCAAACGUCAAACAUCCAGUCGGAGGUCAGCAAGUUAGAAUUCUUCAUAUAUAGUCCUACUCAAGAUCUUGGACCCUUUAAAUCCGAUAAAGGUACAUUAAGAGGCCAAAAAAGGUAUCUCAAAUAUCUCCAACUCCCUUCUGAAUAACUACAAUUAGUUACUCCAUUCCUCCACAAUUCAAAAAAUCUGACCGUCUGUGCUCUCUUUCUCUCUCACUUCCUGAAAAAAGAUCAGAGCGCUAGGGCAACUAUUCCUCUUAAAAAUCCGCUUCGAUUGAUUAAGCUGUUGGGAGGGUCUUACUGGAUUAAUAAAAAAUCCUUAUUUAAUUUUCCAAUUUGGGAAAAUUUUAAGUGUCCUCUAUAGGGUUUUGACGUUUUAAUGUAGUGGUCACAUUAGUGGCCACUUAAGGGGUUAAAAAUUAGUGGCCACUAUAGAGGUCUAAGUGCUACUACUAGACCACUAAAAAUUUUAGUGGCCACUUUAGGGGUCAAUGGAUCAACAUAACUGGUCCAAUCUGUUUGUUAUAAAAUUAUCAGAGUUACUGGAAGGAAUACUGGAUGAAAAACUACUGAAGUGGCCACUAAAUAGAGAACCUUUAUAGUGGCCACUAAAACGGAAAAUAGUGGCCACUGUAGAGGUGGGUUUAGUGGCCACUUUAGUGUCCUCUCGAAGUAGUCCUUGGCGAGCCUCUAUAGUACUAAAAAUUUUCCCAGAUCAACAUCAGUCCGAAUUUCAAGUUUCACAUCUUGACCGAGCCACAUAAAACCCAAUUUUCACCCCUAGACUACUUCUUACCGUAGAAAACUAUAUAUAGCUCAUUUUGAAUUCAAAUAUAUGACAAAAUAGUGUGCAAAAAGGAGAGGUCCAGACAUUUGUUUUCUGGCGGUGAAUGUACUUUCAUCCAAGACUUUCCAGCCUACACCCCCGGGGUAUACCGUAUCCGCUCAUUACGGUUCUUCGAAGUCGGUUUGCGUCGGCUGCUCUGGUCGCUAGGCAAGUUCCUCGCCAACCGGCCAUUCUCCUCGAUCGUAAGCCUCUACCGUAGUCUUUAUCUAUCCUACUGUAGUUUGUGGCGAUACUGUGCUUUGCGAUGGCGCUGGCGAUGCCGAUCUACCGGCGAGAGCAGAUUUUCGUUGACGUGCCUUUCCGACACCUUUUCGGCACGGCCAGUGACGUCAUCGCCAACAGCGUGGUCCCUGGAGGGGUCGCUCCGAAGUCUCCCGACUUCAACUACAGUAAUCCGGCGUUUACUUCGCUCAACUUUCGGGAGAGGCAACAUUACGCCGUUUUGCUCAGGACCAUGUAAGUGGCUCAUUUUUUUUUUUUUUUGAGAUCCCUUUUUUUGAGAUUCCUUAAAGGGAAGAUCGUAAGCCUCUACCGUAAUAAUUCAUGGUUGAGAACUUCCUGAAAAUCGGCCAGAACGCUCUUGAUGGAUCAGAAGAAUAUUCUGAAAGUCUCAAACUGCACAACAUCCUAGUUUUCGCUGCAAGUUCAAAGAAAACGCUCGAAAUCUAUUGAAAUGAGCUAUUUUGGGGCUUUAGACCCUUAUUUCUCGAGAACUAGGAAGUUGUGCAGGUUGAGACUUCCAGAAUCUUCUUCUGGUACACCAAGGAGUGUUCUGGCCAAUUUUCAGGAACGCAAAGGAAAAUGACCUUCCCUGUAGGGAUAUGGAAACAUUGAAAAAAGAUCAACGGCUUCGAAAAGGGAAUUUUUUCAAGCAGAAUAGAAGUAAAGAAUACAGAUGAUUCGGAUCGAUCUGGGAGUUUCACAAGGUUUUUAGAUAGAUAUUGGAACGGAUUUCACGGAAUGACUGAAAUUAAUAAAAUUCGUCAUUUUAAAAGGUCCCGAAACGUAUAUUUCAAUGUUAGGAAGGUCUGAAAAAUGAAGUUUUCAUACGCAAAAAUAAAUUAAACGUUAAGUUUUCAUACGUGAGAGCUCACUUUUUGAUCAAAAAUCCAAGAAUGCAAUAUUUUAGAAUUAUAAAAUAGGAACUAAAACUUAAAAAUUCCCUUCUUCAGACCUUAAAAAUUUGAAGCGACCUCCCAAGGUACCAAAUAUAGCUGGUCACUCUAGGAGCCUUUUGACUCUUUCGUAGCUUAAGAAACAGUUUUUUCGGGACUUUAUUCUUUUUUUUCAAGUUUUGGGCGAGCUUUUUCCGCUUUUCACUAUGUUAAAAACUGAAAUUUGAGCGAAUUUUUAUACAAUCUGAACAAAAUCAGCUCAAAAAUACCCAAAAGUGACAUCUAUUCGAAAUAAAGACGUUUUUAUGAUUGUACAAGAGUCUAAAGAUCCGGAAUGAAAAAUACUUUUUUUAAAAAAAUUUUUUUUGAAGUUUUUUUGAAACAGUGAUCCUUUGAAAGUUUUUUUUUUUUUUCCUCUUUUUUUAAAAACAUUCCGCCCUUCAGCGCUACUCAAUCUAAUCCACCACGUUUUUUUUUUUCUGUUUAAUAAGGGGCGUGGCCAGCCAAUGAGAGAAAAAGCUUACUGGAGCGCGCUUGUAGAGCAACCCUUGGAUGUGCUAUAAAAAAAAAUAAAAAAGUUUUUUUUUUCCAACGGAUCACUGUUUCAGAAAAACUUGAAAGUCGUUUGAAAAAAGUAUUAUCAUUCUCUCCCAUUUUUCUUUUGCACAAUUAUAAAAAAAACCAUUUCUUUACAAAUAAUUAUACUUUUGUGUCAAAAUUAGGUAUUGUUAAGCUGGAACUGUUCUGAAACAGUAAUCCAUCGGAGUAAAACUUUUUUUUUUGUUCUUUUUUUCAUAGCACAUUCACGUGUCGUUCUGCAAGUCCGCUCCAGUAAGCUUUGUCUCCCAUUGGCCGGCCACGCCCCUUUUUUUUACCUAGUAGGGUUUGAUUGAAUAGCGCCGAAUGAACUGAACUUUUUGAAAAGGGAAACAAUUUUAAAAAAAAUUAUUUUCAACGGAUCACUGUUUCAGAAAAACUCUAAAGUCGUUUUAAAAAAGUAUUAUCAUUCUCCCCCACUUUUUCUUUUGCACAAUUAUAAAAAACAGCUUUAUUUCAAAUAAAUUAUAUUUUUGAGUCAAAAAUUAGGUAUUUUUUUAUGUUUAAAAUUGUUCAGACUAUGUUAAAAUUCGCGAAAAAUCAUUUUUUUACAGAUAUAAUGUCAAAAAAGUUUAGCUAGAAAAAGAAAAAAUUUUUCAGCUCUUCAAGGGAUACAGUUCUACGGAAAGACGCGGUUCUCGCCUACACAGCCUUGAAAAAGAAACUCGAUCAUUUUCCUUUGGAAAAACGGGAGGUAAAGAAAAUUAUUCUUUGUUCAAAAAAGCUUCAAAAAUCGAGGCUCGAUGGAAAAAAUGUAUAUUUUUCAGUUCCUCGUUUCCUGCUCUCAGGAAUGCGAAAUGGACCGGGAUAUGGUCGAUCGGAUCGUUAAGAAAAGUCCUCAGGUUUUCGAAUUUUUCAUAAAUCUCAAGGAUUAAUCAAAUAAAAAUUUUCUUUGAUCCUAAGCGUAAUCAAAUAAUCUUUUAUAAACAAAUAAUAAUUUCAUAAAAUCCCAAAAUUCAAUCGAAUACUCCUUAAGGUUGCUCCUAACCUAUCCGGAAACCUAUGUGACUACAAGCAAGGAUUCCUCGAACAUGACCAGGCUGUACAUUGGCGGAGCCGUUGGGGGUGAGUUAAUUCCAAGAUUCCCAUUAUUUCUUCCCUGCUACGGACUUCAAAGAUCAAAAUGUUGAAUUCCCAACAAUUUUUAUUCUAAGCUUUAAACUUGGUCCCUAUUCAAUUUUCGCCUGCAAAAAAGCUUUUCAGAUUUUUUUUUCAUCUUUUUCGCUCCUAGUUAUGAAACGCCUUCAGGAAUAAUUUAUAGCUGCCAAUUUCAAAUCCUGAAUAUUAUUUUGUGAAGGGUUAUAAAGAUGCAGAUAUUCGACAGUUGAAAAAGUUUUCAAAAAGUUGUAAGAGGUAUUCAAAAAAGUCCAGUACUUUUUCUUUUGAAACUUAAAUUUAUCAUCCAAUUAUUUUUUUGAGAAAAAAUUAUUUGAAAAAUACCCUCUGUCGAGGCGUUGAAAUGGAGUGAUAACUGAUUUUUCACCUCUGUCUUCAUUUUUUCAUCAAGUCAUGAAAAUUACACUCUCUAGGCCUUGAGAAAGGCUUAUAAAUUGGUAAUGAAUCGAAAAAAACCUUUUUUUCCAUGGGUGAUAUUUUAAACUCCCCCUCCCCCCUUACAGAUCUUCUUUUUUUACUUGAAAAAUCAUAUAAAACUGACUGAUAAAUAGAAAAAUCAACCGAAAAAAACCACAUUUUUUUCACUGGUGGAAUUUUUGAACUCCCCCUAUCAUCCUUUUACUGACCCCCUUACAUAUCAUCAUUUUUUUAUUACAAAACCAUAUAAAUUUUUUCCCCCAAUAUAUCCAUUUUCUCAUCAAAAUCUAGAAAAAUCUCCUCUGCAUGAGUAAUAUACUGAAUUUUUCCUCCUUAUCUUCAUUCUUCCUCGAAAAUCAUGAAAUAACCACUUUGCAGGCGUCGAAACGGACACGGACGGUGCGAUCUCCCGGGCGGCUUCAUUAUUGAUGAAAUUUGAGCUGCGCGAUGAUCUAUCGGAGGACGAACAAAGGGCCUGGCAACGGCAUUUCGACGAGCAGGUCCCUUUGAAUUUUUCAAUAUCUCGUUUUUUCUUUUCAAAGCGUCUGUUUACAAGAGUUCCAUCGUUCAUUUUUUGUUCUAUUAGAGUUCUUUUUUCUCAAUAUUAUUCAAAAAGCAAGCUUUUAGGAGUUGAAACUUGGAUUUCUACGUAAUUUCCGGUUUCAAGACUCAUUUCUAGUCAAAUACGAUCAUUUAUUGCUCGAUUUCUGAAUGAAAAUCCAUUUUUAACAUCUUCUUUCCUAAAUUUCUACUCUUUUUUCAAUCUCCAUGGCCCUAGUACGAUUCUUUCUCCACAAUUAUCGACUUGACUCAAAAAAAAAACUUGGACUUUCCAACACUUUCUUUUGAAUUUUCAACUGAAAGACUACAAAUUUCCGAUUUUCAUGGCUCAUUUAUUAUUGUAAGACUCUUUUUUUCCGAUUUAAGAUAAAAUUUUGAAGAAAAUAUGACUGCCUGGAACUAUAAACUUACAAAAACUAUUAACACAUCGGAUUUUUUCUCAAAUAAUCUUACUUUCAGGUCCGUCUGACAGCCGCACAGAGCCUCAACAUGCUGCCGUGGUCUCCAGAAGUUUUCCGGAUUACUGUGAUUGAAGCGAUCCAGGAUCAGUACUGGUGGGUCUGAAGAAAAAAUUUUGACCAUUAAAAAACGAAAAAAAAAAAUCUAUACUUCACGAAAUCGGGCGAAAGUCAAAAAAAUCUCUAGAAGGAUUUUUUAAGCUUCAUAAAUAAGACAGUCCCGAAAUAAAAAAAGGUCAGAAUUCAGAAUAUUUGAGAAAUAUUCCCUGUUCAGAAAACUAUUGCCUUGAAACUGAGCAAAAAAGUCGUGAAAUUGGAAAAAAAAAAGACGUUUCAAGAAGUUUUUACCGCUAAAAAGGAUUAGGCUUUCAAAAAAGUUAAUAAAUGUCCGGACCGGAGAAAAUAUACCGAUUAGAAAAAAAUUUCUGCCAGUCGAAUAAUCCCCAUAUCGAGCGAAGAAAGAUACUUAAAAAGAAAAAAGAAUAUUCAGGUGGCUGAUCGUUUGCGCCUUCAUCCUGUUCAUUUUCUGCUUUGCCGCCUCGUUCGGAAUCAAUGCCUAUCAGGUUUGACUUCGAAAUUUCACGUAGAAUAUAUACAUAAUGUAUAAAAAUUAAUUUGAAAAAAAGAGAAAAAAUCGAAAAAAAAUAUCCGCUCUUCCCCUUGAGAGAGCGCAGAGAGAAAGAGAGUUCCAUGGAGCACGUUUACGCGAAAUGCCGAGUUUUUACGGGAACAAUCAAUUUUAUUUUUAAAAAAUAAUUUUUUUUGAAUUCAAACACAUAUUCAUGAAGUUUAUAAGAUAUAGUUCAGCUUAAUAGCUCGAAAAAUGGAAGUUUUGAUAUUUUAUAACUUUUCAAAGUUUUCAGUCAAAACCGCUGGUCGGUAUCAUGAUUUUCGUCGCGUUGAUCGUCUCUGGGCUCACCGGUUGGUUUAAAAACUCAUACUAAGGAAUGUUUUGGAAGAAAAAACUUAUUUUUUCUCGCAACUAGAGCAUGUUUUUAAAGAUCAUCUUCGAAUAAACCAAGAUAUUGAGGGAAAUAAACAAAUUUCCAGGGCUGGCGAUGCAAUUCUAUCGGGAUUCGGCUAUUGAUCCGCUCAUUUGGCCUGUCGCUUUUGUUUCUUUGGGUUUGUUCAAGGAAUUUUCAUUUUUAUCAGUAAUUUUAGUGAAGAAUAAGUCUGAGAGAGCAAUUUUGAGCUUCUAAUGAAACUAUUCCUCGGAAAAAUCUGAAUUUCGAGGCUCUCCCUUUCAAAAAAUAGUCUAAAACACUGUAAAAAAACCUCUUUUUUUCGCAUUCCAAUCGUUCGAAGACCUUUUUAAUGAAAAAAAUCAAGUUUUUUUCUCGAUUUUGUUACAAGGUAGCCAUCAAUAUAUUAUAAAUUAGAGAAUUAUUUCCCUAAAAAAAUUCAAUUUUAUCCCUAGAAUUAGUUCAAAAAAAGCGAAAAACGAAAAGAUGACUUUGAAACCAUCUGAAAAACAAAUCUAUCAAUAAAGUACGUAAAAAAAUGCCAAAAAUGGCUUCAGAACGACGUAGAAACCUCAUUUUGGACAAGGAAACGUCAGAAAAAUUCCUUUUUUUCUGGCUUCAUCAUAAACUUUUGCGUUUUUUGACGUUGUAUCGAGCGAAAAGGAUGAUUUCAACUUUUUUUUUGAAUAUCAGCUGUUAAAAAUUGUAUUUCAACUUAGUGUGAAGGUUUUAAAGCAAGAUUUUCCCUUUUCUUAGCGCGAUUUUUUUGUUUUUUCGAUACUUUCAAAGCCAUAUGCCCUUUCCGGACCCACAAAUCCUCCAAAAAUUAAUUAUCUCUUUACUUUUCCGAUCAUAUUCCCGAAAGGUGUUAAAAUUCGAAGCCGCGUAGGAAGGAUAUCCGUCAAUUAGGCGCGCCUCCGCGGAAACCUCGUGGCUCAUUUUACACGCACUUUACUGUUUCAGAAAGCUUUUUAGACAUUUUUUGUAUGGUUCUUUUUGUUGAAUAGAUGCUGUUGCCGCUGAAAAUGCUCAAACAAUCAAAUACGAAAAAAAGAUAUUUUGGAAAUUUUCGUUUUUUUCCCCACCAAAAUUGGUUUUCGCCUCAAUCUAAAAUUCCACCGUAACAAAAAACUUUUUCAAAUAUUCGAUUUCAAAAAAAAAAUUAGGGAUUUUUCUGUACUCUUCCGACCUGUAACGGUUUUCGCUUCACAGUAAUUUCUCUAAGCUUCAGGAAAGCUUGAGUCAAUGAAAAAUCAUUUGGAAAGAUGAAACGCGCGAAAAUACCCUUAGAUUGAUAAAAAAAAAAUGUUCUUGUCCCGAUCUGAAACGGUUUUCGCUUCAACAUACUUUUUCUAACCUUCAGGACAGAUCCUAUCAAGAAAGCAGGAAACAUGAAAAGCGCAUAAAAUUCAAUAAUCCAAUGAAAAGUGCAAAUUUUUUCCUUUGUCCCGACCCAAAACGGUUUUCGCUUUAACGUACUUUUUUCAAGCUUCUAGAAAUUAUUAAUACAUCAAAGAAUCAUUCGAAAAAAUGAAAAGCGCAAAAAAUCUCAAUAGAUCGAUAAAAAAGAUUUUUCUUUUCCUUGUCCCGACCUGAAACGGUUUCCGCCACAGCGCACUUUUUACAAGCUCCUAGAAAGUCUUGUUAAAUCAUCAAAAAAUCAUUCGGAAAGAUGAAAAGCGCGAAAAAUCCCAACAGAGCGAUAAAAAAGAUUUUUCUUUUCCUUGUCCCGACCUGAAACGGUUUCCGCCACAGCGCACUUUUUACAAGCUCCUAGAAAGUCUUGUUAAAUCAUCAAAAAAUCAUUCGGAAAGAUGAAAAGCGCGAAAAAUCCCAACAGAGCGAUAAAAAAGAUUUUUUCCUUGUCCCGACCUGAAACGGUUUUCGCGUCAAGGCACUUUUCCUGAGCUUCAGGACAGUUUUUAUCAAGCAAUCAUCAAAUAGGAAACAUGAAGAGCGCAAAAAAUUCAAUAAUCCAGUGAGAAGUGCAAACUUUUUCCUUUUGUCCCGACCCAAAACGGUUUUCGCCUUAACGCCCUCUUUGUAAGCUACCUUGAAGCUUUCUACACUUUGAAUUUUCAAGGAAAAAAUCCCAAAGAACCGAAAAAGAUCAUCGAUUUCUUGUUUUUCUCCAUUCCGUCUAAUUCGAUUCUCUAAAAUCGAAAAAAUGUGGAAAAACUUUGUAGGGAUCGGACUCUUGUGGCUGUUCCACCUGCACCACAGCUGGGCCCGUUAUUCUUCGGCCGCCGUUCAUCCGACGGAAAAGAUUGCUUUCAUUUUGGCCCAUGAUCUUCCCGGGACGGUUUCGGCGGCCGCCGUCGUCGUCGUCACGUUUUGUGAGUUCUUAUUCCGAUUUUAAAAAAGUACUACGUUUUGAAAAUGUUCAAGCUGUACGCUUCAGGACUCGCGGAGUUUAGCGGAAAACUUCAAAAAAUUGGAAAAGUUAGAUAGUCUGUUUUUCGCGACUUUAAAGACUUCUCUGUGACCUCCUUGUCUCUCGACUUCUCAUAUAUACGUGCUAUUUCCAUGUUUCUCUGACCUCGCCGUGGAGGGAUGAGAGAGACGCAAACACGCGAAAACUGAUCAAGUCGCGGUGGAUGGACUAUAACAUGAGUUUUCUAACAAGACUUAGUGGAGGGGAGGAUUCUUUAGGACUCAGGGGGAUCUAAGAUCCAGGGGGCGGGGGAAGAACCAGAGAAAAAUUUCAGAAAAACUUGAACCUCGCAUUUUCAGUAUGGAUCAGUAUUGAAAAAGACGAAAAGAAUCUCUAUUUUUUUCUGAGAGUUUAGUGGAGGGGGAGAAGGAAUGGGGGACCAGAAUAAACUAUUUAAAAAACAAACUUGCACCUAGCAUUUCCAAUAAUGGGAUCUGUAUCAAAUAAUACCAAAAAAUGUUCGAAAUUCAUCCCGGCAUCUUCAUUUUCAGAAAGGAAAUUUGGAUCAGCUUGAUUUUUUGAACCUCACUGAAGAAAUAUGACUGCUAGCAAGCCAAGUAAUUUCCUUAAAGCUUACAAAAAGCUCUCUGAUGCUUCUAAAUGGGAAAUUUCAGUGGUGAUGGGCUUCGUGAUGACCAACGCCCACAUGGGAGCCGUCUUUCUGGGCGUCGCCGCUUCUGUGGCCAUCAUCAUUGUUUUUUCCGUUUUGUAAGCUUGAAAAAAAUCUCGAACUUCGAAGAAAAAGUUCAGAUUCGUAUCUGUUUUCGUCUACAUUGGUGGAAGAAGAGAAGCUCGCGGAGUGAAGUGGUAUCAGUUGUUCAAAACUGGGGACACUCAUUUCACAGGUAACUUGUUGAAGCUUCAGGAGUACUCUAUGGAGAAACGGGUUGAAAUUUAGAUUUAUGAAGAAAAAUUGAAGCUUCGAAAGGUUUUUAAAAAACCGUAUAAGCUUAAAAAUGACCUUUAAGCUUUGAAUUUGUUUUUCCAAGAUUUCAAGCAGUUUUUUUGUUUUUUGAAGCUUUCAAAGUCGGUUUUCUUGUUCUGAUAAACUUGAAAGAGCAUCUAAAAUUGAAAAAAAGACCUUAUUCCAAAAGAAAAAAAUUGCUCUUUUCACUAUGCAAAAUUUGUUCUCAUGAAAAAUUUUUUCAACCCAAUUUUUUUCUGACACAUUCCUGAGAUUUAUCUAGACAUUUUUCAGUAUGAAACUGGCUUCUAUCGGCAAAAAUAUAAGGGAAAUUGAUUUUUUUCGAUUAUUUUUUUGAAGGCCAAUAUAUUUUAGUAGAAGUUCAUGUGAAAAAUUGUUACGCAAAUGUAGGGACCGCAGGCCAAUUUCCAAAGUCAGUGAUAUAAAGUUGAAAACCUAUUUGAAAAAGAAAGCUGAUGGCAAUCGAGAGCUAACUGCGAAAAACAGAAAAGAAAAAAAUAUGAAAAAAAUGAAAAAGUUAUAAGCAAAAAAAGUGGCGAAAUCGGGUGAACCACUUUUGUGUAGAAACUUUCGUCAGGGUCGCAGGAAAAAGGGGCGUGUUUAUAGAUGCCGCGCGCUCCUUUGCUGUGCGUUAAUUCACGCAGGAGACGUUUCGAAAAACAUAUUUAUUUGAGUUUUUUUAGAAGUUUUAAAUGAAAUAUUAGAGUUUUCAUAUUGAAUAUUGCUCUUUUUCAAUAUCAGCCUACUCUUCAAGCACUCACGCUGCUGAAAAGCGAGUUUUGAAGAAGGUUUCAAUGCAUUUCGUAAAAAAAGAAAAUAACCGACAAAAUAGACCUUUGCGAAGGACGAACAGCAUCAAACCGAAUUGAAAAUGUACGCAAAUGUUUAUAGAGUACAAAAACCGUUCUUGGUUGAAGAAAAAUAGGAUUUCAAUAAAAAUAAUGAAUCUAGUCGCACUGAUCGAGGGGGAUCAGACAGUGCUUUCUUAAAAUAUUCUUUGAAAUUUCGAGCUCAUUCUCAAACUCACGGCCCUCUAGAAACAAGAGCUUCAGCUCUGUUCAAAGCUCAAGCUCAUAAUUCUCCAAGACCAAUUCAAAAUGACUCAAUUCAGCCCCUCAACUGUCCUCCUUCGACUCGUCCUCCCUAUUCUCCCUACACGACCGUCUUCUGGACACCCGGCCGUCAGCCACCAGGGCCGUGGGCUGCAAACUCAUCGCCAGAUCCAUGAGAUAUCCGAUCGUCUUUUUCUGCACCGCCUACUUGAUCUUCGCCGUCUGGGGCUGCACCAAUAUGAGGUUCGUUGUGAUUUUCUUCUUCUUGAAUCAAACGCGACUUUUUCAAGUAAUAGUUGGGUGAGAGAGAAACGAAGAGCUAAUUUUUGUGGCCAUUAGAAAAAAAAACUCGUUAGAAACAAAGCUGGCUGGAGAAGACGAGGGCUUCUUACUUCACCCAGAGAAAAACUCCUCGCUUUCUUGUCUCAAAAACUUUUAGUGGCCACUAUAGAGGCUCGCCAAGGACUACUUAGAGAGGACACUGAAGUGGCCACUAAACCCACCUCUAUAGUGGCCACUAUUUUCCGUUUCAGUGGCCACUAUAGAGGUUCUCCAUUUAGUGGCCACUUCAGUAGUUUUUCAUCCAGUGUCCCUUCGAGUAACUAUGAUAAUUUUAAAACGAACAGAUUGGACCAGUUAUGUUGAUCCAUGGACCCCUAAAGUGGCCACUAAAGUUUUUAGUGGUCUAGUAGUACCACUUAGACCUCUAUAGUGACCACUAAUAUUCAACCCCUUAAGUGUCGACUAAUUUGACUACUAUAGUGGCCACUCAAACGUCAAAACCCUGUAGUGGCCACUAAAAAUUUUACCAGUAACAGAUAGAGUCAACGAGGAACAGGAGGAGCUGAAUUCAUUGAAAUAUAGAAUUAAAAUGAACUGGAACUGGAAAAAUAAAACAAAGGAAAGUUUUUCCAAAAUUCUGGGAUUUCUGCUUUUUUUUGAAAACUGAAAGAUUACCUAGAAUGACAAUUCCAGGAUCGACAUCAAGGAGGAGGACUUCUUGCCGAGAGCUUCCAGUGCUACCAAGUUCAUCGAGCAAUACCGGGAGCAGUUCGGCAAGACGACUCAAUUUUUGGAGGUUCUUCAUGAACUUUAUAACACAACUUGGAAAAAUUUGAUUGUUCUGUGAUUCUCUCAUGUUAAAGUUCUGUUGUCUUUUUUCUAUAACCUCGCGAGUGAGAGAAAAGAGAGCGCAGACAGGUCAGACUCUUUCAAGUCGUUACGGUAAACCUAUACAACCGAACCCUACUUAAAAUCGAUUUUUUUUUCCAGUUAUCGAUCGAAAAUUUGAUCGAAUACCACAACGAGUCCACCCAGGCGGCCAUUUUCGACCUCCUCGACACGGCUGUGGUAGUUUUUCCUUUUUUGGACGAGAAAUGAAAAUUUCGAAUUCAGAGCGAUGGCUACGCUACUCGGUCGAUCAGUUGGCUCUCGGAAUUUGUCAAAUUCCAGCAAACCAGCAUUUAUGACAUCACACCGGUGGGUAAUCUGAGCAAUAAUGAGCUUUGAAAUACUAAAAUUUCCCUGAUCUGAAACUUUUUCCUAUAGGUUGUUUAACAUUAGCAAUAAUGAGCCAAGAUGAGAAAUUAUCCUCUGAAGCUCAACAAGAUCUCAAAGUGAGCAUCCAUGGCAUCCCACCGGUGGGUAAUCUGAGUAAUAAUGAGCCAAGAUGAGAAAUUAUCCUCUGAAGCUCUAGUAUUCAUUAAAAAAACCUUGAGGUCCCAAACUUUUGCCCAGAAGUUAUCUAAAAUGAGCAAUAAAGAGGUAAGAUGAGACUAUUAAAGUCAUAGUCUUUAAAAAAAAAAUUCAGUAGUUUCAUGCUCCUUUCCGAAGCUUACAUAACAUUAGCAAUAAUGAGCCAAGAUGAGAAAUUAUCCGUUCAAGCUUCAGUCAGAAAAGCCACACUAUUCGCGAAAUUAGAAUUACCACAACAUGAGCAAUGAUAAAUUCAAUUUCUCAGGACACCUUCGUCCCAGUGGCCAACUUGAUUUUCUUGCGUUCCGAACCCUAUCGAAAGUUUGCGUCGGACAUCUCCCUGGACCGAUAUCAAAACGACAUUGUCAAGUCGCGGAUGUACCUCGAGUUGACGCCGAAAGGCUACUCGCAAAGGUAGAAAUUCAUUGAAAAUCAUUUAAAUCUCUCAAAACGGUUUAGAGUCGCCUUGGUGGACCAACUGCUGAGCAGAGCCGCCGAAAAAGGCUUGCCGAUUUCGGUCAGCGUUCCGGCUUCGAUGUCCCUUCGGCAUGACCUUGGGGUACUUUAUUAUAUACUCUGUCCUACCAAAACUCCAGUGAAACGACACUCUUAAUUUUUGAACCCCGGAAAUUUCAUUCUUUUUUUAUUUCCUGACCCAUUUCCUGUUCUCUCAACCAGUCGGUCAAACUGGAAAAUUAACCAUUUUUUUAAAAUUUGGGUUAUAAAAACCAAAACAGGCUUGACCUUCCUCCAUUUCCAGACCUUGUCCUCCGGCCUCUACGCGUUCGGCAUCGCCUUGGUAUCCCUAUUCGUCCUAUCUUUAAUCUUCUUGGGACAACCAGCCCUGACUUUCCUCCUUCUGUUCACUUCAAUCGCUGGUAUUCAAUCCAGCUCAAAAUUGACACUUAUUCCCAUUUUCAGUUCUGAUCGAAACGGUUGGCUAUGCGGUCCACUGGGGAGUUCCAUUGAACGUCAUCACCUUGACCAUGGCUUUGGCAGGUUUGAAGGGGAAAUUUUGUAGUUACCAAUGUCUUUCCUUUGAAAAAAUUUUCCUCUUCGGAAAUAAUUCAAGACUUUCCAGGAAACGCCUUGACUUGCACCAUUGUCAUGGCGUUCUGCUACAGCUACUCUAUGUCAGGACGGUCGCAAAUUCGCGCCGGCGUUCGAAUUCAGUACACUUUCCAGGUACUUCAAAAUUCGACCUUGAUUUAAAAAAAGGACUCUUAGUAGACCUGUAGCAAAGGUACCACCUUAUAGAGCCUUCCAAUAAGUUCUCACAAAAAUCUUGGAACUACCAACCUAAUCUCUAAUCUUCUAUAGGCGAUUUAGAGCUAGCAGUUUUAGAAUUACCGACUCAACUUCAAUACUUUUUGACCGUUCUAAACCCAUAAGGAUGAAUGUUGAGAAUUCAGAUCGUUCAUUUUUAAACAUACUAAGGGCCAAUAGUAUGAACUCAGGACCUUAGAAAAGGUCUUCAAACGAUUCUAAAUCUGAACGCCAAUAGUUCUCUCUCUCUCUGGGUUAGAUCAUCUACAAAACCCCAUACCAAACUGAAACCUCCUUUCAGGCAACCCUAGUCCCAGUUGUCUUCGCCUGCAUCGUCCCGGUCGUCACCUACCUUCCGAUGUUCGCCGUUGACGCUCCCAUAGUUAGCCACAUCUGGAAGAUACUCGUCCUCAACGCCUCCGCCACCUUGAUCCACUACCUUUUCUUCCUGCCCAAGUGACUUUUCGAAUAUUAAUCUCAGUCAAGACUAGUAGCCUGAUGAUCCUUUAUUGACUUUCAAAAGGAAUAACUUUUCCUUCGAACUGAGCAGAAAGCUCCUUGUCUCAAUCUGCACAACUUUCUAGUUAUCGAGAAAAGAGGGCUCCUAAGCCUUUACCGCUUGAGCGUCCAGUUGAUAUGGCAUGUCCUUGAUGUCAGUGGUAAUCGCUAGACUGACUCUAGUGACAUAUUCGUCCUCAUGGGUGACAGCAGUGAUGGUUUUAUACACCAACAUUUCUUAAACUCGCCCCGGGGAUUGAACUUGUGAUCCUUCGAACCAUAGACAGGAACACAACGUGUUGCGCUACGGCGUGCCAGAAACGAGGGUUGAAUGUCUCAAAAUCAACGGAUUUUGUUAGGUUACCUGACUGUCCUUUCUCGAAAACUAGAGGUUGAGACUUUCUAGAUCUUUGCCCGGUACUUCUAAAAGUACUCUCAUCACCCAAAGUAGAACCUUCCUUAUGAACUGAUUCGUGACGAUUAUUUCUUACGCUUUUCAGCCUGAUGCUCCUACUGUCCGAGCAUUUCUCCCUGGGAUGCUCCUCGCUGAACUGCGCCGAGUGCUGCUGCGACAUGGAUGACGACUCUUCAAUCUACUACAUUCCAACUGGAGGCCGAGCUAUCCAUCCCGCCGAGGGGUUGGUUGAUAUCUGAAUAAAUUCUGAUAGCCAGAAGCUUGAGAAGCCUCAGAAUUUCUAUGAAGUUCGAAGAGUUCUCUUUGUAAACCGCUAAAAGACUUCAAGCUUCUUGAAUGAAGCCUCAGAUCAAAUUAUAAACAAGAGAAGAAAUUUUAGGAUCUACCAACACCCAUCCUACACCUAUUCCGUACCGAAGACGAUCAUCAACCCAGCGCCACCUCAUUAUUUGGCUAUUGGUUGGUUUUCCCAUUUUCCGACUGGGUGGCCAUAAAUGAAACUCGCUUUGAAAAGUUCAUACUUCAUCCUGACUUCAGAAUAAGCCUAUUAGUUGAAUAUAAGCACCUACUGAACCGACUAACCCUUUGAGACGAGUUCUUUUUCUCCAAAUUUCAAGAAAAAUUAUUCCAGCCGGACCACCAUCCAACGCCAUGUACGGUCACCAUGGUGACUAUGGUCAGCGCGACGGAACCAGAAGGUCGAGACGAGUCAGGAGACACAGUGAGGUGAGCAACCUUCCUCCUUCAAAAGAGACAGACGUUAACAAGAGCCCUUAUCAUUGACGAGCUUGACCAAAUAAAAACCUUUCAGAACUCAGUAGCGCCAACAGACAUGCCGACGGCGGCGACGACGCCGAAGCACAUCCGAAGCGAGUCCAAGCGACGACGGCCGAGGAGAGCCGCGUCGAGGGACAGCGAGAUCUACGAGGCGCCGCCUAGUCCGGUAGGUCUUAACUGUGUCUCACUACAUUGAACUUGGAAAAACUUCGAGAAAUUUGAAGAAGAGAAAGUCCAGAAUGGUCUGGCUGAACAAUCUGUAUCAUGCACGGAAAAUAAAGACGUAGAAAACAUUUGAAUUCGCCUCGGACUCAGUCAUAACUAAUCUCAACAUCUACGAGGCAUAUCCUGGUCCGGCUGAUACAGGAGCAGACCUUUCUAAAGAACACCAACCUCUGUUCCUUAAAAAGGUCUGCUCAUGUAUCAGCCGGACUAGGAGGUGCCUCGUAGAUGUUGAGAUUAGUUAUGAUUAUGAGUCCGAGUUGUUAAGGAUAAUUCAAAUGUUCUCUACGUGUUUGUUUUCCGUGGUAGAUACAGACUGAAUGUUAAUACUACCUCCCUAAGGCUAUAACCUGUAUUAGUGUGGUCGAAACUACCUCCUUGAUUUUUUAAAUGGUUAUAAGCCAACCCCUUCUCCCGGGCUGAAUGAGAUCUUUGCCCAUCUAUGUUCCGAUUAGUCUUCGACUUACCUGGUCACUUGAACUUUUAAUAAAUUUUAGAGAUAAAUUUGAAUGAGAAGAAGUCUAGAUUGAUCUAGGUAAACGCCGUAAUCCCCUUAGAAAAACAGAGCAACCUUUUAAUGGCUGAACUAUCCUAAUUGAGUCGGACUCCUGACUAAUUACGAUAUAUACAAGGCAUCUCCUAGUCCGGUCAGUCUUAUUAUUUUCUUAUCGAACUUGAGAAGUUUCUGGGAGAGAUUUUACGGGGAGGAAGUCCAAAUGAUCUGGGUAAAAGCAUAGAAAAUCUUCCUCGAAGAACAUAGCAAUACUUACUACUUGAACUAUCCUUAUUGAGUCUAACUACUGACUAUUUUAAACAUAUACAAGGCUCCUCCUAAUCCGACUCGAACUUGAGAAGCUGUCGAGAUACAUUUGAAGGGGAACAUAGGCGAAUCGAGAAAGGGUCUCUGAGGUAUAUCACAGACUCUGAAGUCUCACGAUGGUACCUCGAGUAUACCUCUGAUUUUGAGUAAAAUGUGAGGGGCUUGAGAGAUACUCCGAGAUGGCUCAGGUAUAGCUAAAAGGUAUGGCGGAGGUUUCACGAGGACACAUUAUGGUGUCUUCACGAUCCAUUUGGAGAGGUACCUUUGUGGACACAUUAUGGUACCUUCUCGACUCGCCUGUCAAGGAGCGUAGAUUGAUCUAGGUAAAAGCAUGAGAAAAGCCAUAAUCUCCUUAGAAAAACAGAACAACCUUUUAAUGGCUGAACUAUCCUUGUUGAGUCGAACUCUUAACUGAUUGCAACAUAUACAAAGCUCCUCCUGGUCCGGUUAGUCUGACCCUUGUCGAGUCGAGCCACAGAGGAUGCGAAUGAGCUUGGGAGAGACAUUUGAAGGAAAAAUGUCUAAAUACGACUUUCGAGACCAGUAGGAACGGAAAAACACGCUUCUAUAGUCGAUUAACGGCCAGCUUGGGAACGAAGGGGCGUGGCCUUUCUGCGCUCUCUACCAACUAGGCACUUUCUAUUUUCCCUCGUGCCAGGACCUUUUUUCGAUGGCUCAAGCCAGUUAGGAAUCAGCUAUACUACUAGGAUCAUUCCCAUUGAGUCUGACUCAAAACUAAUCUCAAGAACUUCCAGCGCGUGACGAUGUCCUCCUCGAGGUCAACAUCGCCCUCGCGCUACGGACGCCAACAAUCGGCGCCGGCGCAGGGCCGAAGUCCGAUGGUGGCCAGGGCCGCGCCGGCGACCUACUACGACGAAUCCGAUCGUCACUGGCGACCCUACGUCCAGCCACAGCCUUACAUGUUCUACCCAGGUCCUAUGUACGGUGGUCAAACCCAUAUGCGAUAA
Caenorhabditis auriculariae is the source of this 18871-nucleotide messenger RNA. The record is from the annotation of a GenBank genome assembly. Lineage: Eukaryota; Metazoa; Nematoda; Chromadorea; Rhabditida; Rhabditidae.